Trachymyrmex septentrionalis is the source of this 5728-nucleotide messenger RNA. It is a transcript of the gene grh, whose product is annotated as protein grainyhead. Gene Ontology annotation, biological process: regulation of transcription by RNA polymerase II. The transcript has 15 exons. Gene Ontology annotation, cellular component: nucleus. NCBI's taxonomy places the organism in Eukaryota, Metazoa, Arthropoda, Insecta, Hymenoptera, Formicidae. The record is from RefSeq and is a predicted model, not a curated record. Gene Ontology annotation, molecular function: RNA polymerase II cis-regulatory region sequence-specific DNA binding; DNA-binding transcription activator activity, RNA polymerase II-specific. The coding region runs from base 1116 to 4973 and encodes 1285 amino acids.
GUCUUUUUUAUUAAAAACGUUUAAAUUCCAAAAUCCUUCGUACAGUUCAGUUCGGUUUCUAAGUUUUCAAGUUUCUCAGUGAUUGUACGCGACGAUCGUCGUUGUCGCGCGCGUGAACGUGCGAGUGUGUGUCAAGCCGGUGCGCGAUUAUGCGAUUGAAAGUACAAACAGGAUACGGACAAGUCCCAUAGGAUACUGACAUACAAAUUUAUGGAUAUCAUCGAUUUUUAGCGGUACGCUAAAAAUAUCAAAACGGAGCACGGAACGACCGAAUGUGACACUUGAGACUCAGAGAAAUGUUAACGUAAUAAUGUGCGCGUAGUGAAUCGCGAUUGUGACAUCAGGUGACAACAGGCGACGUGAUCAAAGGAGAGUUUCUUACCGAAAUAUUUCGCCAAGAACAACCAACAGCUUCACCGGUCAAGAACGAGAGAGAGUCAACCAAGCGGACAAACACUGCGGGCCGCCCGAAGAAGGAUGCCCUGGAAAGAAAAGUAGUCCCAACGUCAACGAAUUCGUCAAGACGACAGACGCCUCGGUCUAUCUCGGAGAAGGUGGUGACACUAUCAUCCAUUGAGAUGUGAUCCAGAACAUAGGAGGGACACUUAGUAGUUUGUAGUUGGUCCCCAUCUCCCCCCUCUAUCACCCUAUUACCCCACUAGCCCCCUCGUGACUUCUACCACCUACUCUACCUUCCCCUCUCCCCUCGUACACAUGCACGUGUGAUAAUCCACUUCACCGCAACUUAAAGCAACCAUCGGAGCAGCAGCUUCUCUCGAAUACGCCGGCUACUCUACCGCUCGCAACGAUACCGCUCCUCCCUCCCUUUUAAUACGAUCCUAAUGAAUUUUUAUAGCCCGCUUUUCUUCAAACAACGUGCCAUACAACCCUCAGCAACCUGUGAUAUAAUACUCGAUGCCUAAUUUACGUAGACGUAGACAUCUAGUCGAAGACUAGAUCAGACCGAACGUUUCGUCGUCAAAAGAAAACUGCAAUUCCUAAGACGACAAUUUAGCCGAAUCAGAACAAGCAUUUAAGCAUUUUAAUAAGCACGAGGAUUUUAGAAGAUUAUAGUACGAGAAGAGAAAAAAGAAAACGGAAGACGGCGCCGGAGAAUGUCGACGUGCACCGACGAGGCCGAUAAUGCACCCUGCACUCUGUCUCCGGUGCAGGAGGCACCAGUCUCACCAGCGUCCUCCUCUCUGAGCAACCAAAAUCAAAACGAGAACGAGCAAGUCUUGCUGGCGACUAUGCAACCGGUGAACGUGCUCGAUCUGCACGAACCGCCGGCCGUGCAUACGCUCCAUCCCAAGUAUCACCAUCACCAUCAUCGUCACCAUCACCAUCACCAUCAUCAUCAUCAUCACCAGCAGCAACAGCAACAACACAUCCAGGGCAACGAUUCGGAAGACGUGCAGCAGCAGCGCGCCGCAGCUGCGGACGACGUGUCUGACGGCCGCGUGUCGCCUGGCACCGAGGCGGCCGCCAACACGACGCUUGGCGUCGGCGAGCACAAGAUGAUCGACCUGAUCUACAACGACGGGCAAAAGACAGUCAUGUAUACCCACGACAAAGAGAUCAUUUACGAAAAUGAGCACGCGGACCGCGUGCAGGUGGUCGAAUACCCGCCACCACCGCCGUCGCCGCCGUCACCGUCGCCACCGUCGGCCGGUGUCACGAGGACGGCGGGCCUGUUGCCGCCGUCCUGCGUCACACCGAGGUCCGCUGCCACGUCCGCCGCCGCUACUGCCCUGCAUCUGCACCACUAUCCGCAACUGCAGCUGCAACACGAGGACGAUCUGCCGCCGACGGUGCGCCACGCCGUCAACGCGACCGUGCCGAAUGGCGGCGCCGCGACGACCACGACGACGGUUCUUGUGCUGCAGGAGCUCGUCGCGACCGAUCCGGCCGCCGCCGGUGCAGCUGCAGCCGCGCAACAACUGACGCUUACCGCCGCCGCCGCCGCUGCAGCGUCGUUUCGCGCUGGGCGACGCAGUCGCAGCGAGGAGGACACCAACGGUACCGUCGUUAGCGACGACGCACAGCAGCAGCAGCAGCAGCAGCAGCAACAGCAGCAGCAACAAAGUUACGUAUCCGGGCAGCGUGAACCGGAAGAAGAGGAGGAAUUGGGAGCGGAGGAGGCGGCGGCGCAAACCCUGCAGAGCGGUGCCGAGGGCGCCGAUUCGGAAGUUCAUAAGAGGGUCGCCGCGGUGCAGGUGCAGGUUCAGGGUAUGGAGGGCGAUUGGCGCGCCUACUGUGAGCAUCCGCUCUCCGUAGCGACCGCGGCCAUGCUAAACCUUCAGCAGCAGCAUCAGUCGGCGGUAGCUAACCACAACGAUGAUCCUGCCGCGUCCUACGUCUAUGAAUACUACAAGUUGCCCGAGAAAACGGCGGAUGUCAAACUACCGCCCACCCACGAACUCUGGUCGACGGGUGUGAUGGGCCAAAAGUUGCUGGUGCAAGAGGCGCCUGGCUCCGGUUCCGCCUCGACGAAUCGCAUGGAAGGCGGUGAAGGUGCCGGAGGAGGGGAGCUACACCACUUCCUCCAGUACAACCAGCAAUCUCACAGUCCUAGCCAGAGCCUGCAGGGUGGCCUUCCGCUUCCGCUGAGCCCACAACCCUUGCGACACGACGGUGCCUCGAGCGCCGGCAUCGUCGGGGUCAAGAGGGAACCAGAAGAUCUCAGCUCGUCACGCGGAGGCCAACAACCCAGCAAACGACACAAACAGGCGCAACCCGACAGUCCCACACCACCGGGAAUGUACCAUCAUCAUCCGCAUCAGUUGCAGGUGCAGCAGUACGGCAGCCCUUACGACCCCUACACGUCGUGCAGUCCCAGGUUGCAGUCAACCGCCUACACGUCUACGUCGGCGACCGGAACGGGAAACGCAACGGCGAAUCCGGGUGGCGGCCUCCAUCAGGAGGCGACAACAGUCUACGUCGCCGGUGACGCAUUGCCGCCACUCGCCUCGUCGAGCUCCACAUCCUCGCUGUCCACCACGACUGCUUCGUACACGAGGUACGAGGUCGUGCCGAGCUCAUACGCUACGACACACGCGAUACGCUCGUCGUCGAGUAGCAGCAAGGUCCUGACCGUCGAUCUUCCCAGCCCUGACUCUGGCAUAGGCGCCGACGCGGUGACGCCCAGACAGGAUCAUCAUCCAACCACGGCCCUUCAUCAGUCCUCAUUCGACUAUACAGAAUUAUGCCCUGGCGGAACAACAGCCGGGACAGCGGUAGUUCUCGAAAGUGGUGCGGUGAUACACCAACCCCUGCAAUUACAGCUGCAACAGAGCCACGCACAAGCACAGGUGCAACGUAGCAGCUUAGUGUCCGCUGGUGCGACAAAUCCGAAUCCAAAUCCAAAUCCGCAGAGAUCGCGGCCUUGGCACGAUUUCGGCAGACAGAACGACGCCGAUAAGAUCCAGAUACCGAAAAUUUUCUCGAAUUACGGAUUCAAGUACCAUUUGGAGUCACCGAUCAGUACGUCUCAGCGCCGCGAGGACGAUAGAAUAACGUAUAUCAAUAAGGGCCAAUUCUACGGAAUCACGUUGGAAUAUGUGUCCGAUCCGGACAAGCCGCUGCUCAAGGCAGGGCAGACAGUCAAGAGCGUAGUAAUGUUGAUGUUCCGAGAGGAGAAGAGUCCAGAGGACGAAAUCAAAUCCUGGCAGUUUUGGCAUGGGAGGCAACACUCUGUCAAACAACGGAUUCUUGACGCUGACACAAAGAAUAGCGUUGGCUUGGUGGGCUGCAUAGAGGAAGUCGCGCACAAUGCGAUUGCCGUUUACUGGAACCCACUCGAAUCGUCGGCAAAGAUAAACGUGGCGGUGCAAUGUCUCAGUACCGAUUUCUCGAGUCAGAAAGGCGUGAAGGGUUUGCCGCUGCAUAUCCAGGUCGACACGUACGAGGAACCACCGCCCCACACGCACACGUAUACACCGCCUUCCCAUCGCGGCUACUGUCAAAUUAAGGUCUUCUGCGAUAAGGGAGCUGAGAGAAAGACCCGGGACGAAGAGAGACGCGCGGCUAAGAGGAAGAUGACAGCGACUGGCAGAAAAAAGCUCGACGAGCUUUAUCACCCCGUUACGGAGCGCAGCGAGUUUUACUCCAUGGUCGAUCUGCACAAACCGCCUGUACUGUUCUCCCCACCGGCCGAGCACGCUAUCGAUAAGUUCUCGACGAUGGAGUUGUCGGGCUUCUACGGUGGUGGCGGCGGCGGGGGAGGGGGUGACACCGACACCUCGUCCCUCAGUAAUGGUGAAGGUGGAGGAUUGAAGGCGGGGGGUAGCAGCCCCUAUCCACCGCCAUGCGCCCGGCCGAGUCUGCCGGCCCUCAAGUUCCACAACCAUUUUCCGCCCGACAAUCUCAGUAACCUGCACGACAAGAAGGACUCGUUGCUGAUGCAGGUGCAGGAGCUGCAGGGCUCGAUGCUGCAGGGGGUGCAGACCGGGCUGGCGGGCACAGUGGUGUCCAGUGUCGGUAAUCGGCUGCACCUACAACAGCAGCCACCGCAUCUACGCCCAGCGGAAGCCGAGGAACGCGUCAUGCUCUACGUGCGUCAGGAAUCGGACGAUGUCUACACACCACUGCACGUCACACCACCGACAGUCCAGGGGCUACUCAACGCUAUUGAGUCAAAGUACAAAAUUGCAUCCUCGAGUAUUAAUAACCUCUAUCGCAAAAACACAAAGGGAAUUACAGCGAAAAUUGACGACGACAUGAUCCGAUAUUACGUCGAUGAGGACCUGUUUCUGCUGGAGGUGAGCCACACGCGGAUCAAUUCGGACACGGGCAGCGAACGCAACCCGAACAAUCCGGGCUCGCCGGGCGACCCUGGCGAUCCGAGUGAUUCUUCCGUCGGAUAUGACGUCACUCUCAUCGAGCUACCUUCAUCACCUCCACAUCUACCACACUCACCCCUCGCCAAUUCCACACAUGCACAUGUGCAUGUUCACGACAACAGUAACACUUGAACCUGACGAAUAAGAAACGUUCGUGUAAAUACGCUACGCAAGCUUGACGAGAACUGAUCACUUGGAUGAAUGAAGGAUCAGCAACAUCUUGCGUUGAAUAAUAACAAUUGCUAAAUAAAUAGCGAAUUUUUUUCGCACCACGUUGAAGAUUCUUUUACUCGAUGAUGUGCCUGCCAAAAAUGGCCAUCGAGAAAGAUCCAAGUAGCAACGUGUUAAUUAUUUUCCAGCAAGAACAAUCGAGAAGAAUCAAGAGGGAAUACAUUUUUGAAGAAUACAUCACCGAAUUUUUACCGAAUUUUCAACGUGAUAGUUCAAAGAAGAAUCGAUGCCACGUUAUUUUAAUCGUAGUGUAACACAGAUUUUAUUGCACAUUUCGGGCAGAUUUCUAUGUGGAUGUUUUAGUGCUAUAAAAAAAUUUAAACAGUAAAAUGUAAGCAGUAAGGAAAUUAACAUGUUGAAUUUGUUAGUUUACGUUUUACUCUCUCUGUUUAAGUUUUUAUGUGCCAUGGUCCUUACUGUUCUCCUCUUGCCGCUCGUAUUUAAAUAAUGAGUUAAUGGAUACUUAAUGUGAAGACGUCGACAACGAAAUAAGCCGAAAAUAUGCAAUUAAAUCUCAACUCUGUAGUAUAAUAUCACAGUCGAAGCCUAUAUUUGAACAGACACAUGUUUUAAAUAAUUAUCGAUACAAUAAUUAUUAACAAAACGUUUACCAAAAAUAAGCGCUAAUAAAUAUUUUUAUGACACUUCAACCCUUU